Adineta steineri is the source of this 1143-nucleotide messenger RNA. NCBI's taxonomy places the organism in Eukaryota, Metazoa, Rotifera, Eurotatoria, Adinetida, Adinetidae. The record is from the annotation of a GenBank genome assembly.
AUGUCAUCUCGAUCAUUAGAUUCAUGUUUAGUAUGUGAUGCAAAAGCUGUUGGAAUUAAUUUUGCUGUUCCAACAUGUGCACCAUGUAAAGCAUUUUUUCGUCGAAAUGCUGUUAAACUUGGCAGCCGUGAUUAUGUUUGUCAACAAGAUGGUGAUUGUCUGAUAACAUAUAAAUCUCGUCGUUUAUGUAAUUGUUGUCGGCUAGCAAAAUGUUUUCGUGUUGGUAUGCAAAAAUCAUUAAUUCGAUCAGAAGCUGAACGUGAAGCUAGGAAACAACUUGUUGAACAAAAUCGAAAAAAACGUGUUCAACCUCCUCCUCGUGUGAAAACGUUAGAGCUGAUUCGACCAUCAAACUUAUUGCUUUUAACACAUAGUCAAUCAAAAUCUUUAUCUUUAUCUGAUCAAACUCUUCUUACAAAUAUUUCUGGAGCAUAUGAACGAACAUGUAUAGCAGCAACAAAAGUUACUUCUCCAGCGUUUCCUACUUCAAAACAUGCACGUUUACACACAUUUCUCAAUGAAUAUACUGAACGUCAAAAGGCAUUAGUUAGAUAUUUUAAACUUAUACCAGAAUUUGACAGAGUAUCUAUAAAUGAUAAAAUACGUUUAAUUAGAAAUCAUUUUUGUGUAACACUUACUAUUAAUGAAGCAACACUUUCUUCAAGUAUAUCACAACAAUUAAUCGAUUCCGUGUCAUUUUUAUUCGAUGCUAAUAUAUCUGCUCAUCUUGUUAAAUGUAUUACAUUGAUUCAUUCUUAUACAUCUGAUCGUACGUUACUUAAACUUCUUCUUAUUGUUAAAAGUUUAUCAAGUGGUAUAAAUAGAUAUCGGAAUGAUACAGAUAUGGAUCGAAUUUAUGAUAAUACUUUAGAAAUUUUUGCUGCACAAAAUAUUUAUGUCGAAUUAUUAUGGAAAUAUCUUUUAUCACGUUUUCCAUCGGAACUUCAUGUUGUUAAGUUUUAUAACAAACUCAUUCAAGAUUUAAUGUUUACACAACGUGUUUGCUUCAUGACUGAAUCACAUAUAAAUAAUCGACCAAAUGAAAUACAACGAAUGGAACCAUUAAUACAAAGUAUGUGGCCAACAUCAAUCGGAUUGAACAAUUCAGAUGAUACAGAUAUUCACAUAAAAAAAAUUUCAUAA